Cygnus atratus (black swan) is the source of this 1305-nucleotide messenger RNA. RefSeq names its product serum/glucocorticoid regulated kinase 2 (gene SGK2). Gene Ontology annotation, molecular function: ATP binding; protein serine/threonine kinase activity. The transcript has 15 exons. Bases 1 to 1305 code for a protein of 434 amino acids. The record is from RefSeq and is a predicted model, not a curated record. Gene Ontology annotation, biological process: protein phosphorylation. NCBI's taxonomy places the organism in Eukaryota, Metazoa, Chordata, Aves, Anseriformes, Anatidae.
AUGGUUAUGGAGCCGCGCUGCCCGAGGACGCCCGGUGUGGGACUGGGGGCGGUUUCGGCUGCCUUUAUCUCCUCAGCCUGGAUGGAGCCUUCCUCCACCGCCCUGGGGAAGACGAAGGAACUUAUAAAGCACGGCCGCGAAAGGAUAGGACAAACCAUCAAGGCAUCCGGCUCCAGGCUCUGCUCGUAUGCUGAACGAGUUGCUUUUUUAAUGGAUCGUUCCCGGAGCCCAGACACCAGCGCUCAGCCUCCAACGCCAACUGACAACAUCAACCUCGGACCUUCUGCUAACCCAAAUGCCAAGCCAACAGACUUUGAUUUCCUGAAGGUUAUUGGCAAAGGAAGCUUUGGAAAGGUUCUCCUGGCCAAACGCAAGUGUGAUGGGACUUUUUAUGCUGUGAAAGUCUUGCAUAAGAAAACCAUCCUGAAGAAAAAGGAGCAAAACCACAUCAUGGCAGAACGCAAUGUGCUCCUGAAAAAUGUCAAGCACCCCUUCCUUGUGGGACUCCAUUACUCCUUCCAGACCUCGGAGAAGCUUUACUUUGUCCUUGACUAUGUAAAUGGGGGGGAGCUCUUCUUCCACUUGCAAAGAGAGCGCUGCUUCCGUGAACCCCGGGCACGAUUCUAUGCCGCGGAAGUUGCCAGUGCAAUUGGGUACCUGCAUUCCUUAAACAUCAUCUACAGGGAUUUAAAACCUGAGAACAUCCUUCUGGAUUGCCAGGGCCAUAUAGUAUUGACAGACUUUGGACUCUGCAAAGAAGGAAUGGAGCAAGAGGAGACUACUUCCACAUUUUGUGGCACUCCUGAGUACUUAGCUCCCGAGGUGCUAAAGAAGCAGCCGUAUGACAGGACAGUAGACUGGUGGUGCCUGGGAGCUGUCCUCUAUGAGAUGCUCUUUGGACUGCCACCUUUUUAUAGUCGGGAUGUGUCUCAGAUGUAUGACAACAUUCUGCACAAGCCACUCCAGAUCCAAGGAAGCAAGACUGUGGCAGCUUGUGACAUCCUCCAGGGACUUCUCCAUAAGGACCAGAAGAGGAGGCUGGGUGCCAAAACAGACUUUCUUGAGAUAAAGAACCAUGUAUUCUUCAGCCCAAUAAACUGGGAUGACUUGUACAACAAGAGGAUUACCCCUCCAUUCAACCCUAAUGUGGCUGGUCCAGCUGAUCUGCGACACUUUGAUCCAGAGUUCACCCAAGAAGCGAUCUCUGCCUCCAUCACCCACACGCCUGACUUAGCAGCCAGCAGCUCCAGUGCCUCAGAUGCUUUUUUAGGAUUUUCUUAUGCACCAACUGAAGAGGACUUCUAA